GUUGCGAUCGAAACGUCUUGAUUUGUUUUAUUUUAUUUCUACCUACGUGACUUCACCGAAAGAACCAAAUAGUGGGUAUGCUGUAUUAAUAAUUCUGGUGAAAAUUCUGCUGUUGAUUGUCAAAGGGUAGGUGGUGGUGAUGAUGAUGCUGAUUGGGGUGAUCGCUCACGAUAACCGCUGGUUUUCGAUUCCAUCUCCCGGCGCGGCAGCUAAAUACGACGCCGCACGUUGAUGAACGCCCCCCCCCCCAGCCACGUGUUCACCUCGCAGCAGACAUCGGUGUACCAUAGUCGAUCGUGCAGGUCUGCUCACCGUGAAGAGUAGACCACAUACCUACGAUAGCUCCCUCUAUUGGAGGAGCUUCUGCGAGCAGUGGCGUGAGCACGCAAGCGAGCGAGCAUUUGUAGGGUUCCACCUUUACCUUUCAACUGAGACACGUGGGUAAACGUACCACGCACGCGGUAACUCUGGAUGCGGUGCCGUUUGUAUGUCCUCUUGAUUCCCUUCACUAUUAAACUCCCAGGAGAAUAGCUUCUGAAAACGGUUACCGGUUUACCGUAUACCAGCCCAAACGAUAUGGUCGUACAUUUGACAAGGCAUUAUUCACAGUGUGGUGAUGUCACGAGACAUGUCAAAGAGAGGAGGUCCGAUCCCACGGCCACCAUCGGCACCUUUUGCUGUCCAGAAAUCGGCCUCGGCGCCUCAGACUGCACUGUUUUUCUGUCCGUCGAGUUUCUCAUUUGCAGAAAUCGUUGAGAAUCUGUUCACAUAAUUUCACACCCAGCAAAAGCCAUGCUGAACUCGGUUGUACUGUAUUGAAACGUGACUGCCUUUUACAGUCGUGGCAGGUUGAACAGAUUGGCCUUUGAUGCGAGAGACUUUUGUUGUCUGUGGGGCGUGGGCAGAUCCUGAGCCUGGAAGGGCGUGGUGCCCUGGCACAGGAGGCUGCUCAGCUGGUCGUAGGCAGGGACCCCAACGCAACUGUUUGCGCCUCCCAUUAAUUAUUCAUCUGGUCGUUUACCAAUUUGUAAAUUAUUCAUUGCUGUUCGACCCGCCUUCUACCGGUCAACGAAAUUCACUUAACAGCCUAGGCCCAUCGCACACGUGUACACAGGCAGUGAACUCGCCCCGCCUAUCUCCCGCUCUGUCUCAUUCCCCUUCCCCGUGCUCUGCUCUAGCAACCAAGGCCAUCUGUCGGAGCCUGCAGUCAAAGCUACGCUCUUAAGAGGUUGCCUCUCAGAUGUCGCUAGCUCUGGUGUGUUUUCGGUUUGUGUCGUGCGUUGUUAGAAAUCGUGCUUCUUUUCAGCUCCUGGCACGUGGAGUGAAACUUUACUUAUUUUACUUACCUAGGAAAGCCAGAUUGAUUCGUAGGACUUUUUCAGGCGCGUUCUGCUACAUUGGGUUGAGAUGUUAAGAUGUUUUCGGCUAAUUCAUGAGUGUUUGUACAUGUGGGAGGAAACCGGAGCACCCGGAGAAUACCUACACGUACGAGGAAGCAACACUCUUUUCCAUUACAGAUGGAAACGGAUGGCGAUUAGUGCACUUGGUGUACUGCCUUCUGGCGAGCCAUGGUAUGGCGCCUCGACAACAUGUGGUACAACCCAAAAACACAUCGGAUUGUUUUAUAGCCCAACCAAUAUAGUUCUCUACCUGGCUCUGCACUGCCCACUCACCCCGAGCUCAAAUCCCUUCACAAGACAUCUCUGCCUGGAACUGUCCUUUUUUAAAGAGUCUUCAUUGAGGAAUGCACCUUUACCCAUACUCCUGUAGCCUUUCUCUCUCUGCCCUGUAACUUCGUACACCCUAGCUUGUCUCCCUGCUGUAAUCAUAAGCAUUUUGACUUAUAAAAAACAAUCUUUGUCAUUUCGCCUAUAUGAUGCACAUCAUAUCAAAGAUAUAUGCCAAAAAAUACGCUCCCGAAAAUGCACAUUUGUUGUUUGAGGGGACAUGACUUGAGCAAUAGCAUGGGCAAAACCAUUUUAUUGAGUGAUUUGUUGCUUCUGAUUGCUGACACACUCCUAUUGAUGGAUGGCUAAAUACAAAAUUUUCAAUUGAUUGUCACGACAUUAUUGAGACUAUUGAAAGAUGAUUGCAUACUGUUAUUGAUUUCUUAAAAGAAGAUUGUCAGUAGUAAGAUGAUCCCCUUGUACCUGGCCGAGGUUGUGAGAUGGCCAAAGGCUGUGUCAGGGGGGGGGGGGGCGAUCCCACAAAACGUCCUCUUGAUGCCCACGUGCUCGUAUUUUUGCAGAGUCUUGAGAUGCUUUCAAAAUCCACAUCGCAUUGUAUGUUGUAAACCAUGUAUAGUUUGUAAUCUCUGCGGUUGUAGGAUCAUCAUGCUGCUGACACUGGCGCGAGUGGCACUGCUACUUGGGGCACUUGUCCGCGUCGCGUGCCGUCACAGCACCUCUGGACGAGGUCACUCUUCUGCCAGUGCCGAAGGCCGUGUUCCCCUAAAAGGGCGAACAUCUACAAAAUGUGAAAUAAAGCACUUUGUGAUUAAAUUUAAAAACACCCCGAUUCUCAUUACUUUCACAUCAUUUACAACGCUGACACAGCCCCAAUGCUCUAACCUCUGUGUGCGUUGGUGGAACAGCCGCACACGAUUUAGUGGCACCUGCCGCAGGGCACGCGUGGGAACUUUCCAAUGCAAUUCAGCCCUGCAGAAAUUUUCGUCCAUGUUGAAAUUUGUAGUGUUUCUAAGACUUGCAUCCUGUUUUUAUUUUUUGUUUAUUUUCACCAAAUAAUUUGUUUCUUUUGAAGUGUCUAUCCACACCUUACCAUCCUGUUGUCUCCUUUCCUUCUCUGCCUUGAAGCCUCCCACCCCUCACUCUCCCCAUUGAAGAACCAUCACGAAGAAAAUCCCUCUUCAAAUUAUCCUGAUGUUCCCAUUUUGCACAUCCUCUUGAGGACGGGGCUGCGUGGGAUGCCCGUGUCGGUGUUCCCCAAGAGGGAGCCGCACAAUGCCUACCCCGGCGAGCAGGAGAACCUUCACGCGCAGCUUGACCUGAAGCCGCCGCCGCUGCAGCUGUUGCACCCCGAGAACAACGGCAAGGUGGCGCCGGCGCCGCCCGUGGUGAAGACCGAGUGCGAGAACGGCGGCGCCUUUUUCCCGCUCUACUCCAAGGGCGCCCCGUACCCCCCGCCGUUGCUCAUCCGCCACACCUACAACCAGUGCGUGCCGCAGCCUCCGCCGCGGACCAUAAAGCGCGCCAAACGUGGCGCUGGCGGCAGCAGAGACGGCAGCGGCGCGGAACCCGAGAGCACCGAGGGGCUGCGCCCCCGCCGCGUGCUGUGCGAGCGGUGCCAGCGCGUAGUGAGCCGCGACGGGGCCGGCGCCGGCGCCACCGUGCCGUCAUUACGCUUCCCGGGGGAUGGCGGCGGCAGGAAGAGGAGGGCGGAUGGCUCGCCCUGCGACAGGAGGGACGGGAGCCCGGAGGCCGGAGGCGGCCGCCCGUCGGCGUCGUCGCAGGGCUGCGUCCUCGGCGUGCCCCCCCGGCAGACUGUGUUCGGCAGGAGCCGGGCCCUCAGGGUCCCCGCGCGCGUCGGCCACGCUGCCAGGGCCCUCGGCUCGCGGCGCUGCCUCCCGGCCGACAAGCUAGAGCAGGCGAGGGCACGGGACGCGCUGCGCCAGUCCAAGGGCAAGGGCAAGAGGAGAACGCGGCGGCACUGCGCGGAGUCCCGCGCCGGGACCAGGACCCUGAGGCCGGACGGCGCCCGGGAGAACGGCUGCCGUGCCGACACCGACAGCGAUGGCGCCAGCGUCGUCUCGUCCCAGGGCUCUGCCGCCAGGGCCGGCGUGAGGACCGCGCCGCACAGGGCGGUGAGGGACCACCACGUGAAGAGCUGUUGUAAGCAGGAGGAGGAGGCCGCCGCAACCGCUCAGCUGGGCGACAGCGCAAGCGGCGCGAGCUCUUCGGGUUCCCCAACGUCGCGAUCCAGCACGAGUACCGCUCACGGUGCCUGCGUCGGACCGGAAGUUGUCAUGGCGGCGUCGCCGGCGGCGUCGCCGGGGGCAUCGCCGGCGCCAUCGCCGGCGAUGCCGCCAGGGACGGCAGCGCCGGCCGCGGUGCCGGCGACGUGCGGUGUCGACGCCAACGGGCCCGACGGGGGCUCGUGGCCGGUGCGGCACGGUGGGCGGCGGCGGCGCGCGAGGGCAGCGCGCGUGCACAAGAAGAGCGUGACGCGCUGCGUGACGCCGCAGGGCAAGGUGGUGUGCGUGGGCGACAUCGUGUGGGCCAAGCUGCACGGCUGUCCGUGGUGGCCGGCGCAGGUCCGCAGUGUCAGCGUCAGCGUCCAGGAGGAGAGCGGCCUGGUGCUGAGCCAGGAGGCGAAGAUGGCGUGGUUCGGCUCCACGACCACGUCCUUCCUGCCGCUCUCCCAGGCGGUGCCCUUCAUGGAGAACUUCGAGGCGCGCUACAGCCGCCGCAAGAAGAGCAACGGCUACCGGCGCGCCGUCUCGGAGGCGGCCGAGGCGUCCCGGCGCCUCACGCCGGAGACGGCAGCGGGAGUGUCGCGCUGCGGCCUGCUUGCCGGCUCGCUGCGCGGCUCGCGCGGAGCCAGGCCGUUCCCCGCGUCGCGUCCUCCCAGAUGAACGCCACACUCCGCCACGCUCCGCCACAGCUGCUGUCAAUGCACAGGCUCUGCCCCUCAGGGACGCUGCCCCUCUGCGAGAGGUGGGUACCGCUUUCCAGCUGCGCCACUGGCGUCGGCACCGCCGCCACCUUACGCUCCUAUGAAUGUCGCCCCCUGCUUCCUUCUCGGUGAUCCCGCUGCGUGCGUUGCAUCAGCGUCAUGGAACCCCUGUAGCUUUGCGUCCUUCAACACGCGGUGGAUAUGCAGAGAUUCUUUUAAUAAGGUUACCGGGGCGGGGAAGGAGGUGGGUGCGUUGCCUGUGACUGUGUGCGAAUCGCUUAGGACCAAGGCUUCUCAACUAUAGGGGUCCGUAGACCCGUUGGGGUGGAGGGGAAGGGGACAGAUAAGACAGGCCGAGAGCUUUAUUGGGAUGCACAUGAAAAUCCAAAGGGGGUUCACAUUCGGGGUUUCAUGAAAGAAACGGAGAUGCAGUCUCACUGGAUCCACAUGUCAGUUGCCACUCCCCUUCACUUUAUCGUUCAGACAAUAGCCAGUGAUACAGCCUUAGACACGUUACAUAAUUCUGCAAAUAUGACUCCACACAGCCAACACUGAGUGUGUAUCCCCCUCUCAGGGGUCCUUGGUGCUAAAGCAGUUGAGAAGCCCUGGCUUAGACAAGGAUUUGGUCGUGCGUGUGGAUCGGAAUUGGGGUCGACACUUAAUCAUCGCCGCCCCGUUCGAUGUGGAUUGUAUCGGCGACCCUGAGGGUCACUGUGUCUCCACUACCGCCAACCACGUCUUGCCCGACUCAAGCCGCUGACCCCAACCCACCACCUAUUUGUUUCUGCACCUAUGGAAGAAACCAAAAUUUGUUACUAUUCAUGAAGUAAUUUAAACAGAAUCAUUUGGUUUGAGCUAUCAUGAAAUCAAAUCACGUCGUAGUAGACGCGUGAUAUUUUGGGCAGUGGCCUGAACGUGAUGCUGCUGCUGGGCGUCCUGACAUUUCAGAGUGACGGGGCAGCUUAGGUGUGCUGCAGGCUGUGGUGCCGCAUGCCCUGGCGUCGUUUACACGUUUUGUUGUUUUGUUUCGUUAACUCUGUCUCCGGGGGGCGGGGGGGGCACUUGACGCGAGCGUCGCCAUGGCAGCGCACCAUCACGAGCGGCCACCUUGUCCCCCCGCCACUCCCCCUGGCCAACUGAAUCCGCCUAGCCAGCAUCUUUCGUCGGCAAGGUCCUGCUGACGAUGCGUUUAACGAAUUGGUGCUAUGACAUUCCUGGGGGUGUUCAGAUGCUGCCUCUUUUCCAUUUAAAUUCUCUCGGUCGAAGUUACGCGGCGACACCUCAUCCGCGUACCUGACGGCCACGUGGCGUCGUCGUCGUCGUCGCAGCCUGGCAUUGUCAUCGUGAUGUCGGCGCGUGGCGUCGUCGUCGCCUGGCGUCAUCACGGCGUGGCGUCAUCGUCGCGGCGUGACGUCGUUGCAUCGUCGCCUGGCGUCAUCGCCUGGCGUCGCGUGGCAUUGUCGUGACGUGACGUCAUCGUCGUGGUGGCAUCGCGUGGCAUCGUCGUGACGUGACGUCAUCGUCGUGGUG
Messenger RNA from Petromyzon marinus (sea lamprey), 6162 nucleotides. Its product is annotated as PWWP domain-containing protein 2A-like. NCBI's taxonomy places the organism in Eukaryota, Metazoa, Chordata, Hyperoartia, Petromyzontiformes, Petromyzontidae. Gene Ontology annotation, cellular component: chromocenter; nucleus. The record is from RefSeq and is a predicted model, not a curated record. Gene Ontology annotation, molecular function: chromatin binding.